Achroia grisella is the source of this 4742-nucleotide messenger RNA. Its product is annotated as thioester-containing protein 1 allele S1-like. Gene Ontology annotation, cellular component: extracellular region. The record is from RefSeq and is a predicted model, not a curated record. Gene Ontology annotation, molecular function: endopeptidase inhibitor activity. NCBI's taxonomy places the organism in Eukaryota, Metazoa, Arthropoda, Insecta, Lepidoptera, Pyralidae.
GCCACAACCAGUCAGUUGUCGAACUGCAUCUCGCGCGGACUCGGUGUACCGCGCCAACCUGACAUCACAUCCACUAUGAACACCCGAAUUAAACCUACUGUGAUAUAGUGAUAAUUUUUAAAACUACAAGUGAUUGCUUUGAUAGUUAAGAUAUUGAAAAACUUGGGUAUGUGGGCUGAACUCAAGUUUGCCUUACCAUAUUGAUUAAAAAAGGUUGUUCCGCCAACGCGAAAUGUUGACGUAAUGAGUCAGACGUGCUGGGACACAAGGACGAUGAGCUCAAUAAGUAUGACAAAUAUGUGAAAUAAAUACAUAUGCAACAAACAGUUCACCCACGAUCACGACAAUAUAUCAGAAUAAUGGCACAAAGACUUUUAAUAUACUGCUCCAUUGUGGUUUUGGCCGCUCCUAUUGUACAAUGUAUAUCUGUGGUCGGUCCCAAAGUGCUGAGACCGUUCAGCACGUAUAGCGUGGCUAUAGCUGGUGGCUCCCGCGCCCACAAUCUUUACGUAGCUGUAGAGGGAAGGCGGGUCAAUGGAGAACAGUUCACGCAAGGACAAGAGGUGCAAAUACAAGCCGCUACGUCUAGACACAUCGAGUUCAAUAUUGGUGAACUAGGUCCUGGACAAUAUUCAUUAAUAGCGCGGUCCACAUCAGGGCCUCUAUUCUCAUCAUCAGCGCCGCUAGUAUACCAACCACGCAGUUUCUGUAUAUUCAUACAGACCGACAAACGGGUGUAUAACCCAGGAGAUACCAUCAACUUACGCGUUAUCGCCUUGAACAAAUACUUGCUACCUUUAACCGGUACAGUGGACGUCAGUGUGCUGGAUGCUGGAGGUUCACCAGUCAGGCAGUGGGCCGCAGUUCCGUUGGAUAGAGGCGUCUUCACGGACUUGUUGGAUCUUGCCGAUGAGCCGGCACUAGGAGAAUGGACAAUUCAGGUGGAAAUACGUGGGCAGACAUAUUCGCGACAGAUACUAGUGGCGGAUUACGUGAUGCCCAAGUUCCAAAUGGAUCUACAAAUGCCAAAAGAGCUGCUUUUUAGCGAGGGACGAUUUAACAUCAAUGUCACUGCUAAGCAUUUCAAUGGUUUACCAGUGCGUGGGGAAUUAACUAUUUCUGCAUACAUUGUCUUCUUCUCGGGACUAUUACAACCAGUGUUUUCAUCGCCGUCUCGAAAAGUUGUCGAAAUCAAUGGCAACACACAAGUAACAUAUGACCUCAAAACUGACCUAGAUCUCGCGGAAGACGAAGCGAGGCCUUUGGUUAUCGAAGCCGUUAUUGAGGAAAAGGAUACACUCAUCAGACAAAACGUGUCAUCGAGAAUACUUUUGUUGAGGACACCGUACAGGUUGAAGGUGACGGCGCCUGAGUACUUCAAGCCUAGUCUACCUUACAAUGUUCAAAUUGAGGUGACAGAUUCAUCAGGUGAAGUAAUGAACACUGGUGGCGAAGUUACAGUGGAGCGUCUUUGGGACGAUGGCGCUCCAUCCAACACAACCACUGUCUCUUUGAAAAAUGGCCUCGCCACAUACACUCUAGUACCAGAACCGGCGUAUACCAACUCAACGCUAAAUUUACAGGUUCGUUACAAAGAAAUAACAGAGCGGGUAGUAAACGUGCAAAGUAGUCAGGCGUCCGCAAACCAGUACCUAACGGUGGAACUCCUCACACGGGGGACAGCAGUCGGAGACGAGAUGCGUGCUCGGAUAACUGCUUCGGAACCAAUGGACUUGGUACAUUACGUCGUUAUUGGACGUGGCGAUAUCCUCAUUGCCAAGACUUUGGAGUUGAACCCGGUCCGUCGCAGCGUGGACGUGUCGGUGUGGGUGACGGCGAAGAUGUCACCGGGCUGCAUACUGCUGGCCUGGUACCCGCGGCUCGAUGCCGCCAGGUAUCCCAUAGUGGCCACCGCCGUUUACGCGCCGCAGCGGAACUUAUUACAACAUAAGGUGUCAGUGAGACCGACGGUGAACAGCGUGCGGCCUAGCAGCGUGGUGGAAGUGCAGGUGGAGGCGGAAGCGGGCAGCAUGGCCGCGUUGUUGGUGCAGCCGGCCGCCGCCGCGCGCGCUCACCUCGCAUCGCCGAGAGGACUUGGCAGCGGACUCGACAUCAACACGAUCGAACGGGAAGUAGAGAGCUUCAUAGGUUUGAAGCAUUCGUUCUUUAAGAACGAGGACUAUCUGCCUAGCGCUGGGGUUGACAUAGGAGGCAGCAGUCCCAUGGACGUAUUCCAGAAUGCUGGUGUCAUAAUCUUAACUGAUGGAGUGAUAAUUCAGAGUAAUAAACGGGACGAGUCUAGUGAAGUGGAGAGCGGCACCCGCGCGCCGCUGGCGGGCCCGUACGCGUUCAGCCGGCUGCCGCCGCCGCCCGCGCCGCGCCUCUACCUCACGGAGGUACUACCGCCGGUCUCGCACACCACACGAGUCUUCAAUAACUUCACCGUUGGUUCCGACGGCAAGGACUCAAGUGAAAUUCGAUCCCCAGGCUUACCCUCAGAACUCAUAGUAGGAGGCUUCGCUAUAGAUCCGAAUUUGGGUCUCGGUCUAGCUGAACCCACCACUUUAUCGGUUACUUUACCGCUCUCCGUAACAUUGGAACUACCAACCACCAUGCAAAAAGGGGAGACAUUGGCUGCAAUCGUAAUGCUGAAGAGUACCCUUACAGUCGACAUUACCGCUGAAGUCACGUUCCAUAAUUCUGAACAAUACUUUGAGUUCGAACCAUUGGACAAUGAUGUCGGCUCGUCUAAAAAAAUCGAGCUAUUUCAGCGAAACAGCGUGAAGGUUCCAGCACAGGGAACGGCCAGCACGGCGUUCCUUGUAACGAUCAUCCGCGAUGGCGGCGCUCCCGUAAUGGUCGAAGCCACCGGGAAUGGAUACUCCCAUUCUGUUUCUCGAACCAUCGACGUUAUGGACGGGUACGAGGAGGACGCGUGGUCGUGGGGCAUGGUGGAGGCGGGCGGGGCUGGCGCGCGGGUGGGGCUGUGGUCGGCGGCGGGUACGCGCGGCGCGGGCGGCGGCUGUCACGUGUGGGCGGCGGGCGAGCCGCUGGCGGUGCCGCUGUCGGCCGCGCUCGCCCGCCCGCCCGCGCCCGCCGCGGACGCGCCGCACGCGCUCCGACCGCUCGCGCUCGCCUGCGUACUCAUCGACUACUUGAAGAUUAAAGAUCAGCCGGUGCCUACAAAGAUCCACUCCCUAAUAUCAACCGGUUUCCAACGGUUGAUGGCGUAUCGCCGCCCAGAUGGUUCAUUCGCACCAGAGGCGAACAGUGAAGUCGAAGGAGAUGUAUGGACGACAGCGGUUUCCGCGCGGUGGUUGGCGCGGUGCGCACGACACGUGCAGGCGGCGCCGGACGCGGGCGUGCGCGCGGCGCGCUGGCUGGCGGGACGACAGCGCGGCGACGGCGGCUGGCAGAACGCGCGCCCCACGCACGUGCUCGCACCGCUGGCACAGCGGCCGGUGCCGCUCACCGCGCACGUCCUGCUCGCGCUACUACAGACCAAGGGUAGCGACGUGCUGUACAAAGACAACAUCGAGAGCGGUGUGGAGUACAUCGCGCGUGGGUUGUCGCCGCAGCUGGACGCGUACUCGUUGGCGGUGGCCGCGGCCGCGCUCGCCGCCGCCCGCAGCCCGCACGCGGCCACCGCGCUGCAGAUGCUCGACCGCUACGGGAACACCACCGGUUCGGGUGCGUACUGGUCGCGGCCCGUGCGGGGCGCGGAGUGGCGCAACCCGUGGCUGCGCGACAACAGCGUGGACGGACGCACGGCCGCGUGGGGGCUGCGCGCGCUGCUGGCCGCGCCGCCCGCCGCCGCCGCCGCCGCCGCCGCCGCCGCCGCGCGCCCGCUCGCCACCUACCUGCUGCGGGCCGCCGCCGCGCGCCACCCUGACCCCGACGUCGUCGAUGCAUUAGCUCAGUUUUCUGAAUCCAUUCGAAUAUCAAGUAACUUAAGAAUGUCAGUGAACGUGAGCGAUUCUGAAGAACCCAGACAGUUCCAAAUUACACCAAGCAAUGCUUUUGUAAUGCAAAAUCAACAAAUUCGCAACGUUCGUAACGUGAGCGCCGUAUCAGAAGGCAGCGGCAUCGCUGUGCUGGGUCUAUCAGUUAAGGGCUACACGAAUGUGACAGCCGCGUGGCCCCGGUAUACCCUCGACCCGCGGGUCGAUCAGGUCUCCACCAGCUACCGGCUCCAGCUCUCCAUCUGUGUCGGGUUUGUAGCUCAAGGCAAUGACACAGAAAGUGGACUUACUCUCCUUACCGUCCAGUUGCCAUCUGGAUAUUUGGCCGAUAUAAAUACACUUACGGAAUUAACGAGCGGGCGGCACGUGGUGGGCGCGCGGCUGCAGGCGGGCGGCGAGCGCGUGGUGGCGUGGCUGCGCGCCGCUCGCUCCGAGCGUUGCGCCACGCUGGCCGCGCCACGUGCUCUCGCCGUCGCCAGGCAGCGGCCCGGCUGGGCCACGCUCAUCGAUCUCUACGACUCCAGUCACCGUGCGCGGCAGUUCUUCCAGCCGGUGGCGAGCACCGCGUGCGAGGUGUGCCGCGAGUGGUCGUCGUGCGCGCGUGCGUGUGGCGCGGCCGCCUCGCAGCGCGCGCGCCGGCCCGCGCCCGCGCCCGCCGGGACCCCCGGGGCCCCUGACGCCGCCGCCCCCGUCGCGCCUGCACACGUCCUCCUACUGCUACUUCUCAGUUUUACACACUUUAUCAAUCUUGCAAUGCGAUAGCCGACAGCGAAUUCGCAG